AUGCAAACGCAGCAAUCAAAAACGCGAUCCGAUGCAAGCGGAUUAAGGCGGAAGCGAAAGUGGCUGUUGGUAUAUUUCGAAAAGAAAACUACCAGAGCGGCUCCAUGGAACAGUUCAUUGACUAUUGGGACAAGCAUUGAAAUCAGUAUUUCCGCUUAUUUGGCUAUCAGCGAAGACAAAGGUUUACCAUCUUUCAAGACGGAAAGUUCUGAUCCGAACGCCAUAGUCAAGCUCAAAACCGAGUAUUUCAAGGAUGGUAAACCGUAUGAGGUUGACUUCGAAAAUCUAAUCAAAGGGUACAUGUACGGUUCUACCGUUGUUCCUUAUGAUAGCCAAAUGGAUAUUGAUUACAAAUCCGGCGAGCAGCGAUUAUCGUGUUUGGGUUUUACAGCAGCAGGAAAUAUUUUGGAGGAAUAUUUUUGCGGCACAGGAACUUACGUUGUUGUAGCAAGAAAGGAUUGUGCUGCUUCUGAAACAAAGUUGACUGCUUUGAUAAAGGCCAUGCACGAGCAAGAUUUAGUAAUGAUCGCAACUAGGGUGUAUAGACGAGAUACUCGUCCAAAAAUUAAUGCAUUGAUGCCAGCGUACCGGAAGCGAUAUCCCUGUUUGGUUAUGUUAGAACUAUGCUUUCAAGAGGAAUUGGCUCUGAUAAAAUUUCCCCCGCUACUCUCCAAUAAGUUUAAACCCACCGAAGCGCAGUACGAAGUCAUUGACAAGUUGAUCGAUUCUAUGGAUCUGAUGGAUGCAUUAGACGAUGAAACAGGCUCUAAGGAAGCAUUUGCUUUGAACAAAACGCUCAAUUCUGUCCAUCAGCAUAUGAACAGAUCGGUAGCGCAUCGCGCUCUGUACCCAAAUACCCCUCUUCCGACAAUGGAUCAAGAGCUGAAAAGUCUUGUGGAUGUGCCGCCCAAAAUACGAGAAAGGUCUAAGGAAAUUUUAGAGGAAGUAAGAAAUUUAUUCCCCUUGAAGGAAAAGAAGAUUAACGUCCGUACCAAAUGGCUACAGCGGGCAUCUAAGAUUAAUAUUCAAAGUGAUGCUAUUGCGUCCAGUUCAUCGCAACAAAAUCAAAUCACGGAUGAGGAAGAGCUUGACGAUCAGCGAAUACUUGUUGAAGUGGGUACUGUAUCACCGGCUGAAGAUUUCGCUUUGCUUUUAAAACGUGGGGAGAAGUUUGCUACGGUGUGCGUACAAAUUCAGAACGUCAUUACCGAUCUAGUUUUUAAAUCCAUGACGAUUCCGCACGAAAAAGUCGCCAUGGCCAUCAUGAUGUACCGCGAAGAAGCGAAACUUCUCGGUCCCUACCGGUACAAUGAUUGGAUCGGAGAAUUCAAGAAAAGUCUACUGGCUCGCAACAAGCAGGAAUUCUGGGAACAGGUGGUGGUCAAGGAACGAUUUGGAUUGAUUAGUUCAGAGGAAAGUGAAAUGAGUACGGUUUCCGCAGAAGAAGUGGAGAAGUUUUAUAGUGCGGCAGUGACAAGUCGGGUCGGCACGGAGGAAAACAAUGCCGAUUACGUUGAUGCCGACGAUUUGUUUGCUAAUAUGUAAGAAAAUAUUUUGUGUGAAAUGUUUCGAAUAAUUUGUAAAUAUCUGUCAGUUAACUAUUUUUGAUUAAAAUUCUGAAAAAUUAAAUAAGAAGCUGGAAAGGUAGGUUUACUUGUGGGUUAACUUACAUAUAAAUUUCUACGAUUUAAUUGUAAAGUCGGUGUAAUGAAAAC
Sabethes cyaneus is the source of this 1715-nucleotide messenger RNA. RefSeq names its product X-ray repair cross-complementing protein 5-like. The record is from RefSeq and is a predicted model, not a curated record. Gene Ontology annotation, biological process: cellular response to gamma radiation; cellular response to X-ray; double-strand break repair via nonhomologous end joining. The transcript is spliced from 2 exons. Gene Ontology annotation, molecular function: damaged DNA binding; double-stranded DNA binding; telomeric repeat DNA binding. The coding region runs from base 1 to 1545 and encodes 514 amino acids. Gene Ontology annotation, cellular component: nucleus; Ku70:Ku80 complex. NCBI's taxonomy places the organism in Eukaryota, Metazoa, Arthropoda, Insecta, Diptera, Culicidae.